This is a messenger RNA of Boleophthalmus pectinirostris (great blue-spotted mudskipper), 2935 nucleotides long. It is a transcript of the gene slc35g1, whose product is annotated as solute carrier family 35 member G1. The record is from RefSeq and is a predicted model, not a curated record. Lineage: Eukaryota; Metazoa; Chordata; Actinopteri; Gobiiformes; Gobiidae. Gene Ontology annotation, biological process: calcium ion export across plasma membrane; regulation of cytosolic calcium ion concentration. The coding region runs from base 155 to 1399 and encodes 414 amino acids. Gene Ontology annotation, cellular component: endoplasmic reticulum membrane; plasma membrane. The transcript is spliced from 5 exons.
UUCUGCCCCCCUGUGGGUAAAGUAACCAGUGCAUGGGAGCUUGUAUCCUGCCACCAAGGUUAGUCAUUAACCUUGUCUUCUCGGCAGCUCAGGGCGACAAAGGCAGACAGCAGUCUGUCCGCGGCAUGCUGCCUCUCGGCCGACACAUCUUACCAUGGGAGAUUGUAACCACAGCGAACACGAGCGGGCUUUGACCCUGGAGGACGGGAUUACUGUAGCCUUCCAUAAAGUUGACAGCCAUGACACAAACGACGACGGGGACUGCGAGUGUUUCGACGAGGAGACGGCUCAAACGCGUCCGUUACAAGGUGACUCCACGGCGUCAAGCGGCUGUGAUGAUGCUACCGGGGAGGAGAAAGAGACGAGAGGCAACCACCGCGCACCGGAAAACCGCCAGAAGAAAACGCUGUGCCCGCCGGCGUUUUGCGUCAGAGCCAAGACAUCAUCGCCACGGAGAGAGCGCGCACCGGAAGACACAGAGAAACCAAAGCGAUGUUCCGGUCUUGGUUUGUUCUAUGCGUUUCUGUCCACUGUAUUCUUCUCCAUCAUCGCUCUUCUGGUCAAAACCAUCCAGGGACUUCACGCCAUAGAGAUCAGUGCCAUUCGCUGCUUCUUCCAGAUGCUCUUUGUGGCACCUCUGCUCAUUUAUCACAAGACAGGCUUCAUUGGCCCCAGAGAUAAACGCAUCUAUCUGUUACUGCGCGGCUUCAUCGGCUCCAACGCCAUGAUCCUGCUCUUCUAUGCUGUGCAGCAGAUGCCUUUAGCAGACGCCACUGUCAUCAUGUUCAGUAAUCCAGUCUUUACUUCAGUGCUGGCCUGGAUAUUUCUGAAGGAGAGGUGUACAAUCUGGGACUGUGUCUUCACUGUCUUCACCCUCACAGGGGUCAUCCUCAUCGCACGGCCACCCUUUAUCUUUGGAAAGCACCUCAGUGGCAUCGAGAGUAACUAUAGCAACCACAUUAAAGGCGCUAUAGCUGCAUUUGCAGGGGCAAUUGGAGCUGCUUGCACAAUAGUUAUUCUUCGUAAGAUUGGGAAGAGUGUCCACUACUACCUCUCUGUGUGGUAUUACGCUGUCAUUGGACUGAUCGAGUGCAUUAUUACUGUUUCCGUCCUUGGGGAGUGGAAGAUCCCAGCGUGUGGCCGUGAUCGCUGGAUGCUGAUGUUGAUAGCGGUGCUGGGGAUAGCUGGCCAGUCCUUCCUCACAAAAGCCCUGCAGAUUGAGAAGGCCGGGCCUGUGGCUCUGAUGAGGACAGUGGAUGUGGUGCUAGCAUUUACCUUUCAGUUCAUCUUCUUUAACCGCGCUCCUACCUGGUGGAGUCUAGGAGGGGCGCUGUGUGUAGUCGCCAGCACCAGUGGAAUAGCACUUAGGAAGUGGUACGUCAGCUCACGCAAAAGCUGAGUAUCUAUUUAUUUUGACAUUCAGUUUUUUUUGUUUUUUUGUAUUUCAUUGUUACUUGAAUUAUUGUGAAUAGUUAAAUCCUGUUUGGAUGGGAGACAUCAUGGUGCAUUAUAACUUAUUUCUAUGCACACACUAUACAAGUAUCUACUAUAUUAAUAUUUCAAUUGUAUUUCUGUUUUUAAAAAAUAUUAUCACACCGAGAUUCUUUCAAAACUUGGAAGUAAUUAUUUAGUUGGUGUGCUAAUGGAAAGGUUAAGUUUCAAGUAGAAGCGGUUUGCACUGAACAAUGUGCACUUGGAGGGCCCUUCAGGUCCUUGGUUAAAGCUGUCACAUGAGGAUUAAAUCAGAACAAUUGGUGAAACAUGUAACCUUUGACCCAGAGCAUUUUUUAUAUAGAGAGUCAGCACUUAUUCCCUUACACUAUUAAAGUGUUCUCUUUCUCUCGGUGUGAAACUAAGGUCGUUACAGGGAGCUGUUUGCACUUUAUUAUUGUCUGAGGACAGAAAGUGUCAUUUUUCUGAAGCCUUUAUAGAGAUUAUUGUAUAUAAACAAUAUGACUGAAGUCAAGGGGACCUAUUAUUUAAAAUGGUGGUGUAAAACACUGCCAUGUAAAGGUCUCUAUCCCUGCAGCUAAAACAUGUGCCUUUUACAUGUGACUCUGUGGUUUUAAACAGCAGGGGAUCUGUGGAUGGUCCAUGACUUACAUACUUGAGUAUUUCAAUACUUUCUUAAGCAAUCAAAAACAAUAACUAUUAAUAUUUCCGUUAGUUGUAAUGUUUUUUGCAGAUAAAGUGAUACCUCUUAAGACCUUGAUGUCUUGUGUUGUCAGUAGUUGCUGUAACAAUCAGGCUACAUUACAGAUUAGCACUCUGUGUGAGCUUUGUUCAAGUUUCUUAUAGAUUUAGAACAGUAUAAUAAUACGACUAAUAAUAAUAAUAAUAAGCUAAGACAGUUUUCUGAUUGACUUUAGAGUACACAGCUUAUCAUGGCUGCUUUUAUAUUUAUGUAUUUUUUGCAUUUUUUUUGCAUCACUUUCAGUAUCUAAUCUGAACCAUGUUAGAUUUUUGGAAUUUUCUUUCCUAAAUAUUUUAUUAUACUGUAUUUAUAAAGGGCAUAGCACAUAUUUUAAACAUUGCAAUACCUCUUUUACACAUUACAUAUUUUGGCUGCUAGACCAAUGACUCAAUAGACUAUUCAAAUUUACUAUGCAAUUUGUGUUAAGAAUAAUGACUGACUUGCUUUAAUUUAUUGUUUUCUUUGAGCUUUAAUGUGCUUCAUAUGUAAUAAUCGGGAAUUUCUGAAUUAAUCAGUUUGAAUAUAUAAGCCUUAAUCUUGAAGCUGUUUUGUAUUCAUACCUUUUCAUAAACAUGUAGUAAAGUAUAUUUCUUUAAAGAGAAAUAUUAUUUAUACAACUUCUCAAUAAAGUAUUCUCUAUUCACUCAUAGCUAUUGUUGUGUUUGCCUGUCUUUUAAAUAAUGUGGUUGCAUCAUUGUCUACACCCAGUUGCAAGGUCUGUUGUCUUUUGUCCAUAGAAGC